Stegastes partitus (bicolor damselfish) is the source of this 3869-nucleotide messenger RNA. RefSeq names its product wingless-type MMTV integration site family, member 5b (gene wnt5b). The record is from RefSeq and is a predicted model, not a curated record. Bases 262 to 1377 code for a protein of 371 amino acids. Gene Ontology annotation, cellular component: extracellular region. Gene Ontology annotation, biological process: multicellular organism development; cell fate commitment; neuron differentiation. The transcript is spliced from 7 exons. Lineage: Eukaryota; Metazoa; Chordata; Actinopteri; Pomacentridae. Gene Ontology annotation, molecular function: cytokine activity; frizzled binding.
UCCAAAAAAAAAAAGAAAAAAAAGUGACAUUUUGGAGAAGUUGUGGCUCUUGUUUGUGCGCUCUGGAGCAGGCUGCUGGUUCACACAGACACCGAUCUGUCGGACGUUUCCCAGCCGGGCUGAGAGGAACACUUUUUCGGUCUUGAGCGCUUCGGAUGGUCGAAGGAGAAAGUUUUCUUGGAGAGCUGACGUUCUUCGAGAACAGCAGAUCAGCAGAGCACUUUUCCCAGUACUGGUUGUGUGGCGACGACGCGGCGAACCAUGGACAACAGGCCUGUCCGGAGAAGACGACCCGGCGUCGUUCGACAUCUGCUGUUGGCUGCCGUCUUCCUCUCCUGCAGCUCCCAACUGAUGCUGGUUGAUGCCAACUCAUGGUGGUCACUGGGUCUGACCCCAAUCCAGCGGCCAGAGAUGUACAUUAUUGGAGCUCAGCCUCUCUGCAGUCAGCUGUCUGGUCUCUCCCAGGGUCAGAGGAAGCUGUGCCAGCUGUAUCAGGACCACAUGACCUACAUCGGAGAUGGAGCCAACACGGGCAUCAAGGAGUGCCAGUACCAGUUCAGACAGCGGAGGUGGAACUGCAGCACAGUGGACAACGUGUCUGUGUUUGGACGGGUCAUGCAGAUCGGCUCCAGGGAAACAGCCUUCACCUACGCCAUCAGUGCAGCCGGUGUGGUCAACGCCAUCAGCCGGGCGUGCCGCGAAGGCGAACUCUCCACCUGCGGCUGCAGCCGAUCCGCUCGACCCCGAGACCUGCCGCGUGAUUGGUUGUGGGGCGGCUGCGGCGACAAUGUGCACUACGGCUACAGGUUCGCACGGGAGUUCGUAGACGCCAGGGAGAGGGAGAAGAAUUACCCCCGCGGUUCACCCGAACACGCCCGGACGCUGAUGAACCUGCACAAUAAUGAAGCAGGGAGACAGGCCGUCUACAACCUCGCUAACGUGGCCUGCAAGUGUCACGGAGUCUCGGGAUCCUGCAGUCUAAAGACCUGUUGGCUCCAGCUGGCCGACUUCCGACGUGUCGGAGAAUCCCUGAAAGAGAAAUACGACAGCGCUGCAGCCAUGAGGAUCGGACGCAAGGGAAAACUGGAGCUCGUCGACAAGCGCUUCAACACCCCGACCCCCGAGGACAUGGUCUACAUCGACCCCAGCCCAGACUACUGCCUCCGCAACGAGACCACCGGCUCGCUGGGCACGCAGGGUCGCCUCUGCAACAAGACCUCGGAGGGCAUGGACGGCUGUGCGCUGAUGUGCUGCGGCCGAGGAUACGACCAGUUCAAGACCUACAAGCACGAGCGCUGCCACUGCAAGUUCCACUGGUGCUGCUACGUCAAGUGCAAACGCUGCACGUCGCUCGUGGACCAGUUCGUGUGCAAAUAGCAUCGCCUACAGAUGCUGGGAAAGACGGAAGAGGGAUGAAAGCAGCGGAGAGGGUAGGUGGUGAUGACAGAGGGUGGAGGAGAUGACGGGAAGGUGGCCUUUUUUUUUUUUUCCAGGGUUUUGUUCAGGAUGAGACACGUAAAUUCCAUUUUCUGACCAUAUUCCUUAUCGCCUGGUCUUUCACAUCAAGAAAAGAAGCUACGAAAACACCUCUGGGGCCACUUUUUGAGCGCAAACGACAACUCUGAUUUCUAUUUCCCCACCCUCCAUCGUCACUGCUUUCCCGUAUAACAUCCUGAUCCCAAUCCUGAAGGAAGGAAGAAAGAAACGAAACUGAUGAACUAAUAGAAGGACACGUGGGGACGAACGGACCUGCAGGAGGAACAACUGGAUCCUAGAAAGGGAGGACACAUGAGACUAGUGUGAGACGAAGAAGGGAGCAACGAAAUAAAUAUAUAAUUAAAUAUUAAAUAAGCAUACAACUCUUGAUUGUUAUUUAAAAGAGACUCGAGCAAGUUUGGACCCGUUAAAAAAACUCUGUAUUUGGAGAAUCCCAGAAAUCAUUACAGUCCUUUUGGAGUUUGGAGCUGUUUGAGUCAUCGUGUCUGUUUUUAAUGAACUUUUGACCUUUGAGAUGAGAUUCUGGCCACGUGAGCGGCACUAAAACUGCCAAAUACGCUGCCAAUACCAUCCCAGAAAAGAGAGAAAAUAAAGAAGUGGCUUUAAAUCAGAAAGGUUGAUGAAUUGAGGUAAUUAUGAAAAAGAAAAUUUAAUUGGAAAAUGAAAAUAAGGCGGGGUUUUUUUUGUUUGUUUUAUUUUGUUUUGUUUUAUUUUUUUCUACACCCAGCUGUAAAAUUCUGUUUUAAAAAUACAAUAACCUGCAGAAAAACCCGUAACCUUCAGGUCACAAAGGACACAGCGAACCCUCCAUUUAUCUCGGUGUCACCGCUGCUCUCUCUUGUAUUGCCGGAGCAGAUUUCCAGUGACCUGACAAGUGUGUCUGUGCAGGUUAAUGAGGCUUUUUGCUGGUUGCGGCCAUCUUGACACCGCGGCUGUUUAAACAAGCAGCUCACACACACCGGCGGCGUUUCGGCUCCGUAACCUUCAUGUGACAGCGACGUGAACGAAACCUCCAUUAGCGAGAUUAAUGUGCUGUAUCUGCCGUAAUGAAGCCGCAACGAGAGACGCGCGUGUGGACAUCUUCAUCUCACCGUGUUACGCAACUUGUUAACAGGCCCGCGGUGUCGAUUUGGCGCUUUUACCACCAAGUUUAGUGUUUGUUUUUUUAUAAUUCUGUUGUACCAUGAUUUUGUAUUGGUUGACUAAUCCAAACUAAUAACAAACAGGAAAACCGAAGAGGACUGAACAUGUGGAAUAAAAAAAUCAGAAAGGACUGCAAUUUAUUACGCGCUACUUAAAAGAAAAAAAAAAAAAAAAAAAAAAAAACAGUAGAUCGAAAAAGAAAUUAUAUUUUAUUAUUGUUUUUCAUUCUCUGUUUUCUAUGUUUUAUACAUGAGUAUUACUGUGUAUUCUUUUGAUAAACUAGUCUUUGAAAAUCUGUUUUUGAGCUCUUUUUUUUUUUUUUUUUAUCCAAGCCAAGACUUUUCACUGUGUUCCAAUGUGACAACUACAGACACGUCUUUGUCGCCAAGUGGCUGUUUUGGAAAAUGAUGCUGCGAUGGCUAAAUGGGGAAAUGAAUUAAGUAAUACAGUAAGAGCCAGAAGGACACUGCUGCCAUUGAUAGACGAGGGCCAAGUAUGAGAAAAACAACAGUUUCUGAGAACUGUAAAGACGAAAAAUGGCUGAACUUCACUUAUGCUGGAGGAAAUGUUCCCAACCACCUCCCUUGUACCCAGAUUUUUCAUACAAGAUCAAUUCCAUGACAAAGUUAAAUUGCUGAGACGGACAUGGACAAUCAUACAUGCCCUUUACGUGGUAUUAACAAUUUCUCAUUGCAGGAUUGAGGUUUUCAGCCUCAGAUGAUACUUAUUAGACAAAACUUUACAUUGAAUCUGGAAUCAAUCUUCACAUUUACCCUUAAAUUCCUCUCAAAUGACACCAAAUAAACAGUUCUAGUCCGUGUUUAUCAGUAACCUAAAGACAUGAGCAGAUAACGAGAAUGUUUUCAUGUCUCCUUGUGUUUAUAUGAAUGUAUUGUUUCCUCACAUAAAGUAGUAAAAUAAUAUGUAUGUCUGUGAACUUGUGCGCCGUGUUUUUGGCACUUCAGGGUGUGAUUUUUUUAAUAGUGGAUUUGGUGAUUAAUAGUGUUUGCUCAUUCCUGCUUUUUGCUUAUUAUUCCCUCUGAUUUCUGCUUUAUUUUCUCACACCUCCUCCAGACUUUUGAACCCAUCAGAUGGCCGAGCAGCUUUGCCCACAGACUCCGUGUUUGUGUCUCAACGUAGGGCUGCACAUAACACGGCUGGAGACGUGCAAUGUGUGCAACAGUGGCAUCGCAUGAGUGCAAUGUAAAGUAAAAGGAAAUGAACCCAAA